UUCAGGGUGCAUCUAAUAAGCACACAGACAACGCUUUGGAAGUUUAUUUGUGUUAUACAAGCACGCUCAUAACUGUACGAGGUUUGUGGUUGGAAUGGUAUUACGCCAGCUAAAUGACGUAAGAAUUUAGCGACGGAUGAGUGCUACAGAUAAUAGAAUAGACACUUAUAUUUAUAAAUUAAGAGACAAGUUAUUUAACUUAAACUGUAUUGACUGACUGGCUAGCUACUGCUUUCUUUGAUCGAACUUGCUGGUGGGGGAUGGCAGGUUGAAAAUCGCUGUAAUGGAAGUACUGCAUCGGAAGGAAGAACAGUUGUCUUCCACUGAAAUACAGUGGGUACAGGCUCUUCAUCAGUUUACAGAAUCAUAUCUUUUUGGCAUAAAAGAGGGCUAUGCCAAUGAUGCCAAAGCCUUGAGUGACUCCAUUGUUGAGUGCAUCAGGAAACUCAUCUCUCUCAGUGACAGAUCCCAUGCAAAAAGUGAAGAAGGAACAACUGCACGCCUCCCUGUCAGCUACAGAUUUAUUUCAGUUGCUGACCUUCAAACUCAACAACAAACACCAUGCUGCAGUUACCUGAUGUGGAGUACAGAGCAGUUUAAAACCUGGUCUCAGGAAGGAAGGAAUGUACUGACCAGUUAUGAAACACUUUGUCGCACUCACCUGAUCUUGAUUGGGUACCUGACAGAUCAAAUAACUGAUGAUCAAGGCAUAUCAGGAGAUCCACAGGAACCAGCAGGAGGAAACUUGUAUGUGAAGGACAACAGCGGUGUCAUGGCAUGUGAGGUUCUGAACCCAGAUGUAAACUGGCUGGAUCAGCUGUUACUUUUUCCAGGCUGGACAUACAUUCCUGCACGUUCUGAUGAGUUUGGCACAUCUCAGUCUCAGAAGGGGUACCUGGAAGUGACCAUUCCACCUGUGAAAGUGUUUCACAGCCUGAAUCUGCCAUCUGAUCUGAGACCCUCUCCAGCUGUAGCACUGUUUCCACAAACUGCUUCUCACCUUCUCAGUAAUAGGUUCAGGUGCACUAGAAAAGUGGAUGUAGCAGGAGAGCUGGCCAGAGUUAGUCCCCUUCUUCAUAUCAGAAGGAAAACUUUUUUCUUUUUCUUUCUGAAACCUAUUGCCAGUAGUGUUGGUCCUGCUGUUCCUGUAAUAGUUCAGGUGCCUUCCAGACUAAAGUGGCAUCCCUGCUUUUGCCUAGAGAGACAUUACCUUGUUACCACUGUGCGUGUUUCUAGAUUAAAGUCCUGUGAUCAGAAGGUAUUUGUGGUGACUGAUUCUUCAGAGUUGCAUGUCUACAAGCAAGAUUCUGUAAGGGAGCAAGGACUGAAUGAAUUAAUAUGCACAGGUGGACUGCAGAGGCUUGACAUUUGUACAGAUGUGGCAGAUGGUUCGCUAGAUUGCAGCCAUUCAGAAUGGUCAAGUUUGGAAACCAUUGAGGAAGACAGUAAAACUGAAACAAGAGUCUCAAAAUUGUUAUCUUACAGAGGGAGAAUCACCAAGGUACUGAAUCUUGAAGCUGGACUUUAUGAAUUGGAUGGUAAAGUUGGUUUGUGUGUUUCUUACCAGCCAAUGCUGAAUGGUGGACGUGGAUUGCGGCCUGGAGCUUCUUUAGAGCUCCAUGAUGUUCACCUGUUGCUGAAGCCUUCAGAAUACUUUCCUUCCAUCAUGCUAGGUUGUUGCUUGCAAAGUUCUUGGAAGGUGACUGAAUUUUCAAACCAAAGCAGCGCCUACCAACAUUUCAGUACCAACUCAAAUCUCCUAAUCCACCUGCUAUUUAAGUACAACCUGCAUCUUCCACAUUUUCUGUGGGUAGUUUACAUUCUGGAAAGUCUUACUAACAGAUUUUGCCCUUCAUAUCUGAAAAAAUUGAAUUUGCUUCAGUGUUCCAAUACAGGCAAACCAGGUGUUGCAGAACGGUAUCUUAGCCCACUUUUAGAAACUUUGCAGCUGAAGAAAGAGAAGAGGGACAUCUACAAGGAGGUUUUGAAAGAUCCACAUCAAUGCCCUCUGAAAGAGUAUUAUGCUUUGAAGCCUCCUUGCAGAGUUCUUGGUCUCGCAGACAUUUGCAAUGGUGCAAAUGAGUUUAGUUGGAAGUCCUUUAUACUGUCUAAUUUUGUGUCUGACUCUGAAAUCCAGCACAUGACCUGUCAGGAGCUCAACAGAAAGAUUGCAUGGUCCUUCCAGAUUCUACCACAAGAGCAUUUUCGUCUGGAACAAGUAGCUUUGCUGGGUGUGUUAAAGGCUAAUUCAAAGACUGGAUACCUACAGCUUGCAGACCAGACUGCUACUGUUGACUGUAUUAUUCUGCAGAAAUCUGGAGACUUGCACCACAAACCUUUUUAUGAUGCAUCAUUUUUGGAUUGCCUACUGCAGAUCAACGAAUACCAGGUUAUUGUGGAACGCUUUCAGAGGAGUGAUUACCCAUCUUGGGAACAGUUGGGCAAUCCGGAGUUUGUCAGAGAAAAGCGCAGCAGGGUAUAUAUACAGUUUUUUAUUGAUGAUGCUUCAGUACUUAAUCCCUCAGCAACCUUUACUAAGCAGAACAAUGCCCAAAAAGUGCCAGACAGUUCUGAACUACUUCAAAGUCACUCUUCCCAGCAUGACACAGGAAGAAGUAAGAAUACAGAAGACAAUGCUACAGUCAUUGAGGAUGUAGGAUGUCCCACGCCAUCUAAACUGCCCAGGUUAGCAGGAUUUAGCCAUCAGGAAGGACAAAGAGAUGCAGAUUCUUCAAAGCACAUGGCAGAAGAGGAUAAAUCCCCCAACAGGCAGGAAAGCCAUUUAGUCCCUCUGUCAGGAACUGUUUGUGAACCUCAUCAAGAAGGGCACUGUUUUGUGACACAGCUAUUUCUAGUGACUCAUAAAGAGGGGAUAAUGUUAAAAAAUUGUCGUUUUGCAAAAGAGGGGUGCACUAAUACUGAAGGGCCUUCCAGAGUCCAGGGAGGACUGAGGCCAUGCUUUCAAACCACUGCUAUCAGCAUUGGGGAACCCAGACUUUGGAAACAAAAUGCAAAAAUUGGAGGGAUUCCAGAACUGCAAGAACUCCGCAGAACUUGGAAUACAAAUCCACUGAGUCAGAAGAUGCCUUUUCUACUGCAUACCAGCCCCCUGCUUCGAAAAAAACCUGAUAAUAUUUUUAAGGUACCUCAUGAUCACAAGUUCCUUUAUAAGUGCCCAUCUGCUGACCCUUCUGUGGUGUCUGCAGUAUUUAACAAGCCAUCAAAGUUACUGCCUUCUACAAACUUGCUUCCUUCUGAUGAAGACAACAGAACUAUGGAAAAACUAGAUGAAUUUGCUAAAGAUGUCAUAUCUUUUUGUAGACUUCUUAGCUUGCGUUCGUUUUUCCAUGAUGAGGUUUCCACUCAUUCCCAGGAUGUUUUUUAUUAUCAUAAAUCCACUUUUCAACCCCCGAUGAACCCCAAUGUCAUGUUGUUUCAGAAAAGUGUUCUUAAAGAUAUUCACUUUUUCUUUAGGGAACAUUAUGUUGGCCCUGACAAUCUCACAAAGAUCCAAUCUGAUUGUAUUAAAGAACUUGUGCUAAACCAUGAGUUGGUUAUUUUUUCUGCUGACAAAGGUGGAGCAGUGGUGGUUCAAGAUUGGUCGAAAUAUAAUACUGAAGCUUUGCGGCAACUUUCUAAUGUUUGCCACUAUACAUCUUUACCUUUUGAUCCUACACCCACCUUUAAGAAACAAAUAGAUGAGUCUCUGGCUGAAGAAGAGGUUACCAAACGAUUGGAUAAUACUCUUAAAUCUGAAGUUUACCGUAAGUACCCCCAAUAUAAUUCAUUCCUCCAUGCCACCAGCAAUCAUCCGCCACAUAUUUGUAAGAACAUUCCUAAAUCUCAAUAUAUGAGAGUCAAACACAUUUUUUCAGAUGACAGCUCUUACCAGAAAUUCAUUGAUGACUUUAACCACCCAGUUCUUACAGAGGCUACAAGUCAGGACAUGUGUUACAUGCCAGGAACACGGUUGAUUCUAUACAGCGUGAGCACUUGCUUGAAUAUCAAUCCAGAGCUAUCAAUACCAACCAGAAUGCUUGUCUAUCAAACGCUGCUGCUUAUGCUUUCUGCUCAGGCCUACAUGAUCAUCCUGGAUCUAAAAUAUGCUUACCUUCAUAUUCCCAUUGCAUCGUCUUCGCAGCUGCAGCUGAUGUUUGUUGAUGAAACAGUGAAGUGGUUUAGCACUAUUCACCUUGACAGUUUGUACCGACUAAUUGUACCAAAAGAGAUGGAUCUGAAAAUAUUUGAGAAGCACUGUGCUUCUUCAGUCCCAAUGAAAGCACUACAUGUUUCGGACUGCCCCUUGUGUCUGGCUGUACAGAAACAUUGGAGACUCCAGUAUGUAACUCACAUCUCUGCCGUUGCUUCUUAUCAGCUUCUUCCUUUCGGACAUUGUGCUGUUAUCAAACCAUACAGUGCAGUUGCUGGUGAUAAUGCUCUCAAUGGCUCCUUUGUAGAAGGUAUUUCUUCUUUGCAGCAGUGUAGUCUUCGAUUGACAGUUGCAGACCUCUCAGACCACACGAAAACUGUAAACGUAUAUAUGGAUUUGGGCUGCCUGAUCUACCCUUUAGGGUUGCUUCCUGGGGCAAAGACAGUAUUCCAUUGUCUAGAGAGGAAAUAUUCUAGGUCAAACAACGUUUAUUGUAAGCAUGUGCCUUCAAGCUGCCUGACUGUGAUAUCCUUUCCUUCAGCUGAGAGUCAAGGACUGAAAACAUCUGCAUUGAGUGAAUCUGCUCUUUCUUCUCUCCCAUCUGUACACCUGUUUGAUCUUCGUUUCUACCCAAACCAGUUCACUCACGGACAGGUUUUUUGUCACAUCACCUCAGUCCUACAGCUGACUCUGCAGUGGUUGUGUUCCCUCUGUCACAGCAUCUUCAGGAAGAUGCAUUGCACUCGAACAUGCCCUCCAUGUCCUUCAAGUUCGGGAGUGUUUCUUGCAAAUGCCAAUUUCUUUGUUGAAGAUGGCACUGCUGAUGCUCUUGUCCUUUGCAAAAAUGUACAUGUGAAGUCUCUUCUGGGUCUAAGCCAGAGAGAAUGGGAAGGGCUGCAGAAAGACGUGGCACUGACAGGGGAUGUGUACAUUAAACAUCAAGGAAAGCAAGCGGGAUAUAAGUAUGAGGAAGACUCAGAAGACAUCUUGACACACUACCUAAGGAAGCUCUGUGCAAGUUCUAAAGUCUGCCGAUCAGUUAUGCUGUUUUUUAAUGCAGACUGUAACACUAGACAAAAAGUGGGGAAUUCAGAUUUGAUCCAGCUAAGAAGAUUUACACGUGGGGACUGUGAGUUUGUCACUAAAAUGGCACCAUCUUUGUUGCUGACUUGUCUGAACAUCAGAGAACCAGAUUAUAGAGCUCUGUGUCACUCAGAAAGCACCAGACUGAUACAGUAACUUAUUUCCAAGUGCACAGUGGACUGUGGACCAUAGCCAUAGAUUUGUUGUAAACACUUGAACUGACUGGAAAAGACAAAUUUCUAGUUGCCUAUUUGAAGAACUGAUAAUAUUUAAAUUAUAUUUAUGUGCAUCCUUAAAUGUAUACUUUUUAAGCAAGCAUUCACAUUCAUGUGUACUUUUGGAAAUUAACCUCAGGCUAUACUACAGUUUAUAUGUAGCAGGAUUUGGAUUCCAAAAUCCAGUGCAUCUUUGUUUAGUGAGUAAUUUAAAUAACUAUGAAAAUUUGAUAAGUUUUUGCACAUGUGGCUGCUUCCACAAAAUCCAUAGUUCUUUCCUUCCCUUAUGCUCACUAAUGUAUUUUCAGUUUAUACUGACUUCAGAUGCAGAGACUUUUUUUUUUCUUAUAGUCAGAAAUUUACUUUUCUGAAGUGGUAC
This is a messenger RNA of Protopterus annectens (West African lungfish), 5827 nucleotides long. It is a transcript of the gene CTC1, whose product is annotated as CST telomere replication complex component 1. Gene Ontology annotation, molecular function: telomeric repeat DNA binding; single-stranded DNA binding. Bases 284 to 5389 code for a protein of 1701 amino acids. Lineage: Eukaryota; Metazoa; Chordata; Ceratodontiformes; Protopteridae. Gene Ontology annotation, biological process: telomere maintenance via telomere lengthening; positive regulation of DNA replication. The transcript is spliced from 27 exons. The record is from RefSeq and is a predicted model, not a curated record. Gene Ontology annotation, cellular component: CST complex.